Daphnia pulicaria is the source of this 2519-nucleotide messenger RNA. It is a transcript of the gene Sec6, whose product is annotated as exocyst complex component 3-like. NCBI's taxonomy places the organism in Eukaryota, Metazoa, Arthropoda, Branchiopoda, Diplostraca, Daphniidae. The record is from RefSeq and is a predicted model, not a curated record. The transcript is spliced from 12 exons. Bases 197 to 2440 code for a protein of 747 amino acids. Gene Ontology annotation, biological process: exocyst localization; exocytosis. Gene Ontology annotation, cellular component: exocyst. Gene Ontology annotation, molecular function: SNARE binding.
AGUCGGCACAGUGACGAAAAACUGGUAAACUGCCAGAGUGACAAAUCAUGGAAUAACAAAUAAUAAUAAACUAUUUAUCGUAAAUAUACGAAGGUGUUAAUUCUAGCAACCACAAGGAGCGGAGAAUCAGGUUGUGAACAAAACACAAGUUGUUUGUUGUUUUCUUGGUAGUUGCUAGGUUUGUGAAAAUAGAGAAAUGAAUAUUGAAGUUCUUCAAGAAGAGGCAAUGCUCUCUGCUUCUGUUUCAUUGUCAUCCAUGUUGCAGCGCCCUGAUCAGCUUGAAAAGGUGGAGCAGUACAAACAACGAGUAACUAGGAAAAAAACUUCAGUUGAAGCAAUGCUAAAAACAGCUGUGCAAAGUCAACUUGAUGGUGUGAUAAGUGGGCUGCAACAAUUGCAAUCAGCAUUGGUUGAUAUUAAUGACAUUCGUCAUAGGUUACAUGAAAUUGAAGAGUGUGUCACAACAAUUCCCACACUAUGUGAAAGUGUAAAAAAUGUAAGGCAAGAACAUGUUGUCUAUUCUCAAUAUGCUGUUGCCAUGGAAAAUUUGAAACAUAUUUUCACUGUUCCAGAAAGUGUCGAUAAAACUCGCCAGUGGAUAUCCGAAGGAAAACUUCUUCAUGCGCAUCAAAGUCUUACGGAUCUAGAGAACUCGCGUGAUGACUUGCUCUACGAACUCCACAGGUUACCUAAUCAUUCUUUGCAAGAUAAGCAAAUGCUUAAGGCGUAUUUUUCUGGAGUGCAACAGUUGUCAGAACAGUUGGGAAAGCAGCUGUGGUUACUUUUGGGUAGAUCUUUGAACACAGUUCGAAAGGAACCGCAAGUGAUUGUUACAGCAGUUCGAAUUAUUGAGCGGGAAGAACGUGCAGAUGCUUAUGCGGUGCAGCGUCAAAAGCAAAGUGGAUUCUUGCCACCGGAUAGACCAAAAAGAUGGAAAGCAAGAGCACUGGAAGUUCUAUACGACGCGGUCGUUGAAAGAAUAGAGGGCAAUCAAUUCGAAGAGAGAGCUGACAAUAAAAUGUGGCUAGUGCGUCACCUUGAGGUGACUCGUUUGCUGAUUAUCGAAGAUCUUCGUGUGGUGAAAACUCUGUGCGCCCCUUGCUUUCCUCCUCAUUGGGAUAUCGUCAAUCAGUUUUACCAGAAAUAUCACACGAGCAUCAGCAAACACCUCGAAGAAGUGAUUGCAGCUGGCCUGGUUGGCAAUGAAUUUGUUACACUGUUGUCAUGGGUGCUUCAGACAUAUCCAGGUCCAGAGCUCCUCCGACACCAGGAUGUCAACAUCGACCCUACUUCGUUAGGGCCAAUUUUGAGCGAUUCUACCAUAGAAAAGCUUUUCCAGGAAUAUAUAAGUAAUAUGGCCUCAAACUACAACGACUGGAUGCAAAAGACUGUUGAUGCAGAGGCCAGGGAUUGGAGACGACCCAUCGUUCCGGAAUCGGACGGCGAUGGUCAUUAUCACACCGAGUCGAUCGUUAUCAUUUUCCAAAUGGUGGAGCAAAAUCUAAGUGUGUCGCGUACAAUAAGCAACGAAUUGAUGAUGCGGGCAUUGAUUUUGGGACUGGAACAAAUCACGCAGUAUGGGGAAAUGUACCGAGAAGCGAUAAAUCUUUUCAAAAACAAACACUUUGAAGAUAGAAGCCAAGUGCCUUAUUUUACACACUACAUGAUUGCAAUUAUUAACAACUGCCUGCACGCGAUGGAACUUUCUCAGCAAAUGAGAUCUCGGAAUGGGAAUAAGGGUGAUCAAAGUGGCACUUCAUCAUUUUUCAACAAAUUCGAAAUUCUUAGCCAAACUUACGAUAGCCUUAGGAAUGAGGCAGCUGGAUUUUUACUAGAUGAGGCUUUCCUAGAUCUUGAACCACACUUUCAGGAUCUGUUGACUCGCAAAUGGGUCCUUUCGACCGUUCCCGUUGAUACCAUUUGCGCAACUUUGGAGGACUACUUUCAGGAUUACAUGCACUUGAGGCCACGCAAUUUUGAAUACGUCAUCCGGCAAGCUGAAAUAUGCAUCACUCGAAAAUACAUAACGUCCAUUUUUCAGAAGAAGCUGUCGUUGAAAGACGAACGAAGAGAAGUAGCGGACAAAAUCAUCCAGGAAGCUGGGCAAAUCGAAGCUCUUUUAGCUCCAGCAUCUCUCAGUCGUGCUUUUUCGUCGGAUGCUCCAAAGGUCACCGAAGAUGCGGCAAAGGCGAUAUCUGCUUUGGCCGAAGUCAUCAAAUGUGAUUCAGAAAUUAUAACUCUGGAGCUCAUAAACUUCAUCAAAAAAUACCCCGAUGUCAGUCAAGAUCAGCUCACGUGUCUACUGAGUCUUAGAGGAGAUUUUGGAAGAAUUGAAGCCCGCCAAAGAGUGGCGGACUUGUUGUCCAGCGGCUCCAAAGACGAGAGUGCUAGAUCGACGAUUUUUUCUUUGAUUACUGUUCCAAGUUCCAUUUUCUCAUGAACACUCUUUCUUUAUCUACGCAUGUUAUCCGAUUUAAUAAAAAUGCUACAGCAUUCAAUAAUGUUUGUUACACCAACGA